Harpegnathos saltator (Jerdon's jumping ant) is the source of this 2301-nucleotide messenger RNA. RefSeq lists its product as uncharacterized. NCBI's taxonomy places the organism in Eukaryota, Metazoa, Arthropoda, Insecta, Hymenoptera, Formicidae. The record is from RefSeq and is a predicted model, not a curated record. The transcript is spliced from 3 exons. Bases 229 to 594 code for a protein of 121 amino acids.
AGGCCGCCGGCCCGCCGGCCGGGCCGGAGUCGCUCGGGUCUCGGGCGAAUCAGUGCGCGUUUCCCUCUGCCAUUUGCGCGUCGGUACGCGGCAGUGGUGUUACCGGAAUCCCCGACGUGUGCUUACCGGUGCGUAGAAGACGCGUAUAACGCCGUGUUGGCUGGAGGUGUGCUUUUCGCAAGUUUGGUGCUGUUCGCGCGUGCAUUUCUCGCGAUCUAAUCGAUCGGUAUGGCGGACACUGAGGUCAAGGAAACCAAAGUCACUACCCCGCAGAAGAAGGUAGUAGAGGAGGAGAAGGUGGUGCAGGAAGUCGAUGAGGACUCGAAAACAUCUGAGAAUGGAGACACGAAGGAAACCAAAGAGAAUGGCUCCAGCGAGGAGAAGGAGAGCGACGAGAAGGAAGCGGAAUCUACAGAAAACGGAGACUCCACAGAUGCCCCUGUCGACAGCUGUUGCGUAAAGAGGAAAUCUACGGCCGCGGCUGACGCAACGGAGGAAGCAACGGACGGCGCGAGCCCCGAGAAGAAAUCGAGACUCGAGGAGAAGUGCGCCGAAACCGAGAACAACGGCGAUGCGGAGGAGGCUACGGCCUAAUAUUCUCUCACGUUUAUUGCUGACAGACCUAAUCCAUAGACGCAAUUUUAACUACCGAGUGUGAGGCCAGAGCAGAUCCGAUCGUCUGCAUUUUCAGGAAAGGUGACGAGCAUUCGAAAAACAGGGGAAAAAAGAAAAGAAUAAAGGAACACUUGACGUUUAUUGCAUUAAGGAUUUUCUGUGUUCAGGAUGACUGUGUGUCUCUCUCUCUCUCUCUCUCUCUCUCUCUCUUUCUUUCUUUCUCUCUUUCUGUCUCUCUUUCCCUCUUGCAGUAUUUCUUUCUAGAAAGGACAACAAUUGGGUAACAGUGUAACACGUGUCCGACGCUAAAAAAAAUUGCGAUUACAUUUGAUCAUGAAGUGUAAAGUGUAAACAUAAACCGUGUUCUAUCUGUACUGGCAUCCACGCGCAUACAUAUUAUAUAUUCAUUUAGCGUUAGAGCCCUAAAGUAUAAGGAAGUAUAUCGAUAACGUUAGAAAUAAUAUAUUUCUAUGAUUAUACUCCAUCAGGACAGACGAUGGUGCGGUGUCUGGAAAAUGGGUACAGUUGUGCAACAAAUAUUUCCACCUACUACUACUAGUCCUCAUUGUUUCCGACGCACAGACACACAUGUAGCUUACGUAGACAUAUACACAUACCUUGGAUUAUAAUACAUCGGAGAUAGAAUACGGAUAUUUUUCUGCGAAUCAAAAUACAUUCCCGAAAAUAGAGAGAUUGCGAUUUGUAACAUAUGCGACCAUUUGCCAACGUCGUUGAGAAAUUUAAGAGAGCGCCAUUUCUGCGGUUGAUUUCAAAUAUACUUCUGAUGACGUAUUAUUUAUGAAAUUUGUAACUUUCAAAAAGAAAAACAAUGUUUAUUUAGACUUUAGGUAAAUUAUAUAUGUGCGUUAAAAUCUACUAACACGUGAUGUGUUUUUGCAGAAAAUAACUUUUUUGUUUUAAGAGGUAAAAACGUUUCCGAGAAGCUUGUUAAUUUAGAAGCUGAUACAUGCUCAUAUCUUAUUAAAACUCGCUGUCGUGACUUUUAGGAACCGAAAUAACUAUUUCUAAAUUCUUUUUAUUCUUAUCGUACGAAGCGCAGCUUAUAUAAUACGUGUAACUUGUCUUACUUCGGUAUAUUCUUACAGUGUACUUAUAUAUGCGCAUAUAUAUACAUGUGUAUAUAUAUAUAUAUAUAUAUGUGUGUGUGUGUGUAUGUGUGUGUAUAAAAAUGCUGAUGAGUAAAAAAAGUUCGGUUGGAAUUUUUGCUAAUGUUGCAUAAAAGUAACGAAAUGACGAUCGUCCGACAAAAGAAGCCACAGUUGAUAUGUAAUUGACUCUACAUAUAAAUACAAAUGUGACUCCAAAAUUAUCACGAUCUCGAGAUUAAUCGUGUGACGUGAUUAAUAUAGAUUAAACUACUAAUUUGCAUAUUACAUAAAACUAUAAUGACUCAGAUGUAUCAACAGUUUGUCUUUUUCUUUUCUUUUUUUUUUUUAGUUUCCAACGCGUGAUCUUCGAGAGUUCGAAUAUUUUAUUUAUCGCGAAGGUAUCUCAAUAUUAAUAUAGUGGUUCAUAUAUAUAUAUAUAAUUUCCAAUAUAAUUAUUUCUUGCUUUAUGUGUAAUGAAUAUAACUGUCCAUCAGUGAGGGUAAUAACAUGUAUGUUUAAGAUUUAAAAUGGUAAAAAUGUGUUCAACAGUAAAUACAAAUAAAGAUGGUUCUCUAUA